Molecule: messenger RNA, 821 nt
Organism: Clupea harengus (Atlantic herring)
Lineage: Eukaryota; Metazoa; Chordata; Actinopteri; Clupeiformes; Clupeidae
Product: protein unc-13 homolog A
Exons: 3
Coding region: 16-573 (185 amino acids)
Source: RefSeq, a predicted model, not a curated record
CCCAUAUGUGCUCAUAUGUACCCUGCAGCCUCAGGGGUGGAGGAGCUGGUUGGAGAAGUCUGUAUGCACGUAGAGCUCCUCACCGACCCAGGAAACGGAGCCAACAAGAUCAACAUCAAAGUGGCGUCAGCCAAUGACCUGCGCUGGCAGACCCAGGGCGUGUUCCGCCCGUUCGUGGAGGUGUACAUCAUUGGUCCACACCUCAGCGACAAGAAGCGCAAAUUUGCCACCAAGUCCAAGAACAACAGCUGGUCGCCUAAGUUCGCUGAAAGCUACCAGUUUGCUCUGAGCACUGAGCUGGGCCCUGAGGGCUAUGAGAUGCAGGUGGCGGUGAAGGACUACUGCUUUGCGCGUGAGGACCGCACGGUGGGGCUGAGCGUGCUGCAGCUGAGGGAGAUGGCGUCGCGCGGCAGCGCCACCUGCUGGCUGCCGCUGGGCAAGCGCCUGCACAUGGACGAGACGGGCCUGACCGUGCUGCGCAUCCUCUCCCAGCGCAACAACGACGAGGUCGCCAAGGAGUUCGUCAAGCUCAAGUCCGACCAGCGCUCCGCAGAAGAGGGACGCGCUAGCUAAGGGCCACCGUUAAUAUGGCACAAGAAACCCAGCCACGCCCCUCACUCAAAGGACUGUGCAAUGACCUUUGACCUUUCUUGAUGCCGCCCCCGAUUCCCUGAACCUCUCACCCCCGAUUCCACACCAUUUGGUUCUGAUGAAGUCCGGGUGGGACAGGGCAAGAGGGGUCAAAAGGUCAUAGCUGCUUCUGGGUACCCCUUGGGGGUGCCCCUAGCAACAUCUGAGAAAUAUGUGCAAUACACACACAC